UGUAUUCGGGCAGCUGUGCUGUCGAUACAUAUGAAAUCCAUGAGCUUUUCGAGAUUUAUUUAAGAUAUUUAAUUUAUUUGUAAAAUUAAUUCAGAUAAUUGAUAACUUCUUUUACCUUGAACAAAGGGAAGAACUUUAAUCCCAAAUUUUGAAAGAAAAAAACCGAAAAUGUAAGACUAAGGCAACUGGGUUGUUUACGAGUUCCCAAGUUUUGGCAAAUAACGGAAGAUAACAGAGAUGAAACAGAAGUUAGUACCUAGCAAAAGGUCGUACCUUCCAAAUAUACGUUGGCGGUUGCCUAAGCGACUAAAUUCGCAAAAAUCAGUAAAAUGGAAAAAUAAAUAAUUCAUGAAACAAAGCCUAAGAGAGAAAUUCGAUUUAAAAAAAAACAAACAAAAAGUGAAAAAAUGGAGAAGGAAGAUAAAUUGGCGAAUUAUGACGAAAACGAAUUUGAUAGGAAAUUCGUACGAACCCGAUCGAAAUUCGUACGAAAGUCGUACGAAUUUCGCACGAAUAAUUUUUUCCUGGGAUGUCUUUUAUACAUUUUCUAAAAGCUAAAAAAGUGACAUUUUUCCGCACCUUCUCCACUUUACACUCAUAUUUUGAGAAAAGUAACAAAUAUUUAAAAAUCUAUCUAAUUUCUUUUUAUUUUUUUUUAUAGAAUCGCUGAAGAACCUUCGAGUUCUUCGGAGACGGAAGCGGCCAAUUUGCCGCAACAACAGCGGUCGCCCAUACGGGGAAACCCGGAAAAUGAUCUGAUGUAAGUUUUUUCUAUCUAUCUAUCUAUCUAUCUAUCUAUCUAUCUAAUGUAAUUUUGCUCUAAACAUAAAAUCUAAAAAAUUACAGGACUUUGCAAUUUUCAAAAAAAUUAAAAAUUUUAAUUUCUGUCAGUUCUGAUUAGAGUUUUGGCAUCAAUGCUAAAAGUUAUACUAGUAAUUAUAAUGCCAUUUUGCUCUAAACACAAAAACCAAUAAGUUACAGGAUUUUGAAAUUAUCAAAAUAGACAAAAUUAAUGUUCGUUUUGCAAUACAUACAAACUUGUCAAAUUCUUUAAGUAAUUAUAUACAAGAAAGUGGACGAGCUGGAAGAGACAAUUUUGAAAGUACAUGUUUGCUAUUUAGUAAUCCGAGUGAAUAUCAUUUCAAAUUAUUAAAAAUUCUUAACGACAGUAAUUAUAAUUUUACAUUAAAAGAAUUGCUAACAAAAAAAUUAUUAGAAAUGAUAGCAUAUUCGAAUAAUACAAGUAAAUGUCGAUAUUCUCUUUUAAUAAAUUAUUUAAAAGAUUGAAAUAUUAAUAAGAAUAACAAUUUGAUAUGUAAUAAAUGUGAUAUUUGUUUAAAUCAACAAACAUUUAUCGCUAUUGAUGUUAUAAAUUAUUCACAAAAAUUAUACAGCAGUAUUCAAGAAAUUAAUUUUCAUAAUUUAAAAUUAACAAUUACGAAUAUAAUACAUUUCUUUAAAGGAAUCGUUUCUUAAAGAUGGUGACUUCCUACGUUAUCAUGAAAUAAUGUAAGAAGGGAUAAUAUAUGUCAAGGAACUCGAAGAGUCUCUGGGUGCAUGUGGCUCAGUGGUCAGAGCAGUCUACCGGGCAAUAGAAAGGUCGUGGGCUCGUAACCGUUUUUUUAAGUUCUUUAAUAAUUUUGAAAUUAUUAAUUAAUUUCGAAAAUAUUUUUCAGAUUAAGCAGGCUUUUGUAUUCGGGCAGCUGUGCUGUCGAUACAUAUGAAAUCCAUGAGCUUUUCGAGAUUUAUUCAAGAUAUUUAAUUUAUUUGUAAAAUUAAUUCAGAUAAUUGAUAACUUCUUUUACCUUGAACAAAGGGAAGAACUUUAAUCCCAAAUUUUGAAAGAAAAAAACCGAAAAUGUAAGACUAAGGCAACUGGGUUGUUUACGAGUUCCCAAGUUUUGGCAAAUAACGGAAGAUAACAGAGAUGAAACAGAAGUUAGUACCUAGCAAAAGGUCGUACCUUCCAAAUAUACGUUGGCGGUUGCCUAAGCGACUAAAUUCGCAAAAAUCAGUAAAAUGGAAAAAUAAAUAAUUCAUGAAACAAAGCCUAAGAGAGAAAUUCGAUUUAAAAAAAAACAAACAAAAAGUGAAAAAAUGGAGAAGGAAGAUAAAUUGGCGAAUUAUGACGAAAACGAAUUUGAUAGGAAAUUCGUACGAACCCGAUCGAAAUUCGUACGAAAGUCGUACGAAUUUCGCACGAAUAAUUUUUUCCUGGGAUGUCUUUUAUACAUUUUCUAAAAGCUAAAAAAGUGACAUUUUUCCGCCCCUUCUCCACUUUACACUCAUAUUUUGAGAAAAGUAACAAAUAUUUAAAAAUCUAUCUAAUUUCUUUUUAUUUUUUUUUAUAGAAUCGCUGAAGAACCUUCGAGUUCUUCGGAGACGGAAGCGGCCAAUUUGCCGCAACAACAGCGGUCGCCCAUACGGGGAAACCCGAAAGAUGAUCUGAUGUAAGUUUUUUCUAUCUAUCUAUCUAUCUAUCUAUCUAUCUAUCUAUCUAUCUAAUGUAAUUUUGCUCUAAACAUAAAAUCUAAAAAAUUACAGGACUUUGCAAUUUUCAAAAAAAUUAAAAAUUAAAAAUUUUAAUUUCUGUCAGUUCUGAUUAGAGUUUUGGCAUCAAUGCUAAAAGUUAUACUAGUAAUUAUAAUGCCAUUUUGCUCUAAACACAAAAACCAAUAAGUUACAGGAUUUUGAAAUUAUCAAAAUAGACAAAAUUAAUGUACGUUUUGCAAUACAUACAAACUUGUCAAAUUCUUUAAGUAAUUAUAUACAAGAAAGUGGACGAGCUGGAAGAGACAAUUUUGAAAGUACAUGUUUGCUAUUUAGUAAUCCGAGUGAAUAUCAUUUCAAAUUAUUAAAAAUUCUUAACGACAGUAAUUAUAAUUUUACAUUAAAAGAAUUGCUAACAAAAAAAUUAUUAGAAAUGAUAGCAUAUUCGAAUAAUACAAGUAAAUGUCGAUAUUCUCUUUUAAUAAAUUAUUUAAAAGAUUGAAAUAUUAAUAAGAAUAACAAUUUGAUAUGUAAUAAAUGUGAUAUUUGUUUAAAUCAACAAACAUUUAUCGCUAUUGAUGUUAUAAAUUAUUCACAAAAAUUAUACAGCAGUAUUCAAGAAAUUAAUUUUCAUAAUUUAAAAUUAACAAUUACGAAUAUAAUACAUUUCUUUAAAGGAAUCGUUUCUUAAAGAUGGUGACUUCCUACGUUAUCAUGAAAUAAUGUAAGAAGGGAUAAUAUAUGUCAAGGAACUCGAAGAGUCUCUGGGUGCAUGUGGCUCAGUGGUCAGAGCAGUCUACCGGGCAAUAGAAAGGUCGUGGGCUCGUAACCGUUUUUUUAAGUUCUUUAAUAAUUUUGAAAUUAUUAAUUAAUUUCGAAAAUAUUUUUCAGAUUAAGCAGGCUUUUGUAUUCGGGCAGCUGUGCUGUCGAUACAUAUGAAAUCCAUGAGCUUUUCGAGAUUUAUUCAAGAUAUUUAAUUUAUUUGUAAAAUUAAUUCAGAUAAUUGAUAACUUCUUUUACUUUGAACAAAGGGAAGAACUUUAAUCCCAAAUUUUGAAAGAAAAAAACCGAAAAUGUAAGACUAAGGCAACUGGGUUGUUUACGAGUUCCCAAGUUUUGGCAAAUAACGGAAGAUAACAGAGAUGAAACAGAAGUUAGUACCUAGCAAAAGGUCGUACCUUCCAAAUAUACGUUGGCGGUUGCCUAAGCGACUAAAUUCGCAAAAAUCAGUAAAAUGGAAAAAUAAAUAAUUCAUGAAACAAAGCCUAAGAGAGAAAUUCGAUUUAAAAAAAAACAAACAAAAAGUGAAAAAAUGGAGAAGGAAGAUAAAUUGGCGAAUUAUGACGAAAACGAAUUUGAUAGGAAAUUCGUACGAACCCGAUCGAAAUUCGUACGAAAGUCGUACGAAUUUCGCACGAAUAAUUUUUUCCUGGGAUGUCUUUUAUACAUUUUCUAAAAGCUAAAAAAGUGACAUUUUUCCGCACCUUCUCCACUUUACACUCAUAUUUUGAGAAAAGUAACAAAUAUUUAAAAAUCUAUCUAAUUUCUUUUUAUUUUUUUUAUAGAAUCGCUGAAGAACCUUCGAGUUCUUCGGAGACGGAAGCGGCCAAUUUGCUGCAACAACAGCGGUCGCCCAUACGGGGAAACCCGGAAGAUGAUCUGAUAAUCGCUGAAGAACCUUCGAGUUCUUCGGAGACGGAAGCGGCCAAUUUGCCGCAACAACAGCGGUCGCCCAUACGGGGAAACCCGGAAAAUGAUCUGAUGCAAUGCGGGCCGAGAUUGGACAAAGACGCGGGUGAAUUUUUAUCUAAGAAUUUCGUACAAUUGCGACAAAAAUUUAAGGAACACGAGUUAGCAACGGACAAACAACUCUCCAUUCAAAUGACUAUUCGUCAAUUAGAAUCUAUUAUCAGAAUUUCUGAAUCCUUGGCCAAAAUGAAAUUGAAACCGUUCGCUACGAAAGCUGACGUGACAGAGGCUUUUCGUCUCUUUUAUGAGUCAACAGUUUUGGCUUCCACGCAUGGAUCCCUUAAAGGUUAGAGAUAAAAAAGUUUUCGAAAUUAGAAAUUUGUUAAGGGGACAUUCCAGUUCAAAACAGGCAAAAAGAAGGCUUUUUUUAGUAUAUAUUAUUAAAAUA
Messenger RNA from Leptopilina heterotoma, 4627 nucleotides. Its product is annotated as DNA replication licensing factor mcm6-like. The coding region runs from base 3925 to 4530 and encodes 201 amino acids. Gene Ontology annotation, molecular function: ATP binding; single-stranded DNA helicase activity; single-stranded DNA binding. Gene Ontology annotation, cellular component: MCM complex; nucleus. The transcript is spliced from 3 exons. Gene Ontology annotation, biological process: double-strand break repair via break-induced replication; DNA replication initiation. NCBI's taxonomy places the organism in Eukaryota, Metazoa, Arthropoda, Insecta, Hymenoptera, Figitidae. The record is from RefSeq and is a predicted model, not a curated record.